Messenger RNA from Torulaspora globosa, 729 nucleotides. Its product is annotated as MARVEL domain-containing protein. Gene Ontology annotation, cellular component: membrane. The transcript has a single exon. Bases 1 to 729 code for a protein of 242 amino acids. The record is from RefSeq and is a predicted model, not a curated record. Lineage: Eukaryota; Fungi; Ascomycota; Saccharomycetes; Saccharomycetales; Saccharomycetaceae.
AUGUCUGAAAGUGGUAAGCAGGGAGAUGUCUUGGGCUUGGCGAAGCCCGUUGGUUGGAAAGGGCCGCUGCUGGCGGCACGUAUCGUUCGUAUUGCGCAGUUUGUUUUCACUGUGAUAGCGCUGGGGCUGACGGCGAAGGCGAAGGACUACUACACUGGAGAGUCCACGGCAGACUACGGGGUGGCGGUGUCGGUGAUGUCGCUGGUGUACCUGAUAGUGAUCUUCUUCACGAGCUGGUUUCUGGGGCUCUAUUUCAUGGCGGGGCCUGUCCUGAUCUGCGAGACGCUGUUUCUCAUCUUUUGGCUGACCGCGUUCGUUGCGUUGGCGGCUGAGUUCGGGACCGGUUCGUGCAGCGCGCUGUACUGGGGCAAGAGCGCAUGUCAGGCGGCGCAGGCGUCGAUCGCGAUGGCAGCGGUUUGCAUGGUUCUCUACGGCCUGUCGCUGGUGCUGCUGGUCCUGUACACUGUGCUGCCUGUGGUCCGGACGCAGGGCUCGGACCGUCUGUGGGGCAGAGCGCUGGUGAUGAACGCUUCUUUCGACCGGGGCACGGGCCUGCUUAUCUACAGCGCGCCAGCACGCGUCGCUGACCCAGAGAUCGGCAUUGCAGCGGACCGCCAGAUCACCGCCUCGUCUGGCGAGGCGCCCGUGGAGGAAGAGAAAGUGAUGGAGUCGGCCGAUCCUUUGGAACCCGAGCCCGCUCUGGUAGGCCCCGGCACCGCUACCCAAUAG